AUGGAUCCAUCAAAGCCCCAGUUCAACCCAUUUUUCAAUUUUUCCCAACCUUCAUCCCAUAAUCCAAAUGAUGAUGCACAAAACAUAAAUCCUCCUACUCCAAUGUAUCCUAAUCCUAACUUUCCUAUGAUGAGCCCUAACAAUUUUCAAAUGCCGAUGUACCAAAAUCCUAACUAUCCACUAAAUUUUCAARUGCCAUUUUACCCAAAUCCUACUACUCCUCCUUCUCAAUUUCCAGAAUUUUCUUCACAACCAAAUCUCGUGCCAGAGCAAGCAAGCGGUUCUAAAAAUGAAAAAAACCGAUGGACAACCAAAGAUGACAUAUUGUUGUGUAGUGCUUGGCUCAACAUAGGCAAAGAUGCAACAGUUGGUACUGGUCAAAGUAGGCUGAAUUUUUGGCARCGUAUACUUGAAUAUUACGAUGUGAAUCGUGACACGAUUUCUCAAACUAGUAGGAAUCGUCAAGCACUUCAAAAUCGUUGGAGUCGAAUAAAUCAUGUCGUUUCAAAGUUUGUUGGUUGUUAUGAACAGAUCCUACACCGACGUGAAAGUGGACUGAAUGAAGAAGACAAAAAAAACAGGGCUUUAGAGUUAUAUAGCUCGUUAGAAGGUGGAAAAUUCAACUUCUUGCAUGCUUGGGUUGAAUUGCGUGAUCAAGAAAAAUGGAUCAGUCAACGAGAAAGACCUCUGGAGGUUGUUGAUCUAGUAGAAGACAGGGGGUCAAARAGGACAAAAAAUGAUGGCUCGGGCCAAUAUACCUCAUCAUCCUCAAAUAUAAACACGUCGACCCCCGAGCUAACGUCGACUGCUCGUCCAAUGGGAAGGAAAGCUUCAAAGGAUAAAGCACGCGGUGGAGAUAGCUUCUACCCAAAAUGGGUUGGAAGACCAGAGGCUGCGAGCAUUGUUCGUGCAACUUCAACUAAGGUUAUGUUCUUCCUUUCUACAACAUCAUUAUGUUAUGGUGUUCUUGCAGCCGAGAAGUUCUGGGAUAUUCCCUCUUUGGCAAG
This is a messenger RNA of Cynara cardunculus var. scolymus (artichoke), 1007 nucleotides long. RefSeq names its product glutathione S-transferase T3-like. The annotation marks the transcript as partial. The record is from RefSeq and is a predicted model, not a curated record. The transcript is spliced from 2 exons. Lineage: Eukaryota; Viridiplantae; Streptophyta; Magnoliopsida; Asterales; Asteraceae.